AUGUUUAUUCUAAACUCAGAUCUACUGAAAAGAAUUGAUGAUACUGCACCCAAACCGAAGGAUGAAAAACCACAGAAUGAAAGUGAAGAAAAAUCCAAAGAGACAGCUGAAAAGAAAGCAGAAGAAACAGCUGAAGAAAAAUCUGAAAAGACAGUUGAAGAAAAGCCAAAAGAAACUUGUGAAGAAACAUCUAAAAAGACAGCUGAAAAACCACCAGAAGAAACACUUGAAAAACCUAAAUCAGAAGAGAAUAAAAAUGCAACUGGCAUGGAAGAUGAAAACUCCUCUAAAGGCAAACGAAAAGGAGAAAAUGAGGAUGACAACAAUCAACUGAGCAAAAAGAAAGCUAGAACCUUUGGAUACAAAGAAGACCCUUUCCUUUUCCUUAAAAGAACAGAUGAAGUAUGGCCACCUAUCCAAAACUUUUUCAAAAUUUCUGAUGAAUUUCCAGCUGAACAGUUGAUGUACCGCAGUGAAACUGGCAAAAAGCGUACUUUGUACUUUGUUUCCAAAGCCGUACUUCAGGUGGUUAAGCAUAACUCUGAAAGAAUCAAGAUUAUCAAUGUUGGUGUGAAAAUGUUUGGUCGAAGCCCAUCACCAAUUGUGCCUGAUUGUGACUUCAGGAUUAACCAAGAGGGUUUGGCAUGCCUUCACCAAUAUUUCCCUACACGUCGUGUGGACAUUAGUAAGGAAGAUGUGAUCACACUGCUAAGCCAAGAAAAUCCUUACCUCACCAGCCUUGGUGACAUAGCUUUCCAACAGCUAUCAUUAGUAGAACCAGGGAGUUGUAUUUUUGUUUUCAAACCAACAGAAAAAGACCCUGAACCUGACUGCGAAAUGAUAUUCUGUGGUUGGAAAGGCAAAAUGUCUGUACGAUCUUUUGUUAGUAAGCAUGCACGUUCCCAUUAUUUGCGACUGUGUGGAGUGGAACUUGAAGAAAUACAAAAAUCGGCUGCUGCUAAAAAGGCUAAGGAAGAAGAUAAAGAAGAAAACAAAGAUGUUGAUGGUUUCAUCAAAAUAGAUAGUGAAAGUGAAAGUGAAAAAGGUGGGGGGGAUGAGGAAGAGGAGGAAGAGGACGAAGAAGAGGAAGAGGAGGACGAUACUUCAAAAGAAAAAAUGGAAGUUGAAGUAAAAGAAGAAACAAAGAAAGCUGAAGAUUGUGAUCCAGAAGUAACCUUAAAGGAAGAUGAACCCAUGAAAUAA
Acanthosepion pharaonis is the source of this 1203-nucleotide messenger RNA. NCBI's taxonomy places the organism in Eukaryota, Metazoa, Mollusca, Cephalopoda, Sepiida, Sepiidae. The record is from the annotation of a GenBank genome assembly.